Molecule: messenger RNA, 911 nt
Organism: Quercus lobata
Lineage: Eukaryota; Viridiplantae; Streptophyta; Magnoliopsida; Fagales; Fagaceae
Product: SKP1-like protein 1A
Exons: 3
Coding region: 73-600 (175 amino acids)
Biological process (GO): ubiquitin-dependent protein catabolic process
Source: RefSeq, a predicted model, not a curated record
CUUUUCACCCACAACUUCCAAACUCUCUCUCUCUUUCUCUCUCGUCUUUGUGAACUGUGAAACUAAGCAACAAUGUCUUCUUCUUCAACGAGUUCUGAGAAGAAAAUAACGCUGAGGAGCUCGGACGGCGAGGCGUUCGAGGUGGAAGAGAAGGUGGCGACAGAGUCACAGACGAUAAAGCACAUGAUCGAAGACGACUACAGUGAGAUACCAUUGCCGAACGUGACAAGCAACAUCCUCACGCUCGUUAUCGAGUACUGCAAGAAGCACGUCGAGGCUGCCGACCCCGUGCCCGAGACUUCUAACUCUUCUUUGACUGAGAAAACUCAUGACGAUCCGCUCACUGCUGCCUGGGACGCCGAGUUCGUCAAGGUCGACCAGAGCACCCUCUUCGACCUUAUAGUGGUACCUCUGAAUCUAUUGAAAGACUGCAAAGUUCUGCAGAAUCUCUCCUUGCAUGGCAAUCCUAUUUUAAUGGUUCAAUUUCAGCAGAUGGAAGGAUUUCAAGAUUUUGAAGCAAGAAGAAAGAAGUUUGACAAGCAAAUUGAUUCAAAUGUGAUGAUUGGGUCAACAUGCCUUGAUGAGGGUGUUGAUCUAUGAAUGUUGCAUCAGUGUCCCCGAAAAGAGUAUUUUGUUACACCACAAUCUCAAUUAAUCAUUUUACUGUCUUGCACCAGGACAGUAAAUUUUAGAAAAACGCCUAUACAGACAAGAUUAGUCAUGAAUGCUACCAAUCAGAUUAUUUUUAUUGCUUGGCCUAAAUUCCUUAACUGUCAAAAGAUUUAUAAGGAUAAAGAAGCAUCCAGCAGAAAGGAGAAAGAAAGGCUUUUAGAAGAAAUUGUGUUGAGGCAUCAUGAAUAAACCAUUAUAUUCUUGAUUGAGUGGCUUGUAAAAUCGCCAAGAACUUUGUA